Odobenus rosmarus divergens (Pacific walrus) is the source of this 1250-nucleotide messenger RNA. It is a transcript of the gene ZDHHC18, whose product is annotated as zinc finger, DHHC-type containing 18. Gene Ontology annotation, biological process: peptidyl-L-cysteine S-palmitoylation; protein targeting to membrane. The transcript is spliced from 9 exons. The record is from RefSeq and is a predicted model, not a curated record. Lineage: Eukaryota; Metazoa; Chordata; Mammalia; Carnivora; Odobenidae. Gene Ontology annotation, molecular function: protein-cysteine S-palmitoyltransferase activity. Gene Ontology annotation, cellular component: Golgi apparatus; endoplasmic reticulum. The coding region runs from base 1 to 1026 and encodes 341 amino acids.
AUGUUGGAGAAGCCCACAUGCAGCGGCAGCGGCAGCGGGAGCAUCGGCCGCCGCCCGCGGCGCAAGUGGGAGGUGUUCCCGGGCCGCAACCGCUUCUACUGCGGCGGCCGCCUCAUGCUGGCCGGCCACGGCGGCGUCUUCGCCCUCACGUUGCUGCUCAUCCUCACCACCACCGUCCUCUUCUUCGUCUUCGACUGCCCCUUCCUGGCCCGCCAGCUGACACUCGCCAUCCCCAUCAUCGCUGCCAUCCUGUUCUUCUUCGUCAUGAGCUGCCUGCUGCGGACCAGCUUCACCGACCCCGGGAUCCUGCCCCGGGCCACCGUCUGUGAGGCGGCCGCGCUGGAGAAACAGAUCGAUAACACAGGCAGUUCCACAUACCGGCCACCCCCUCGGACCCGGGAAGUGAUGAUCAACGGGCAGAUGGUCAAGUUGAAGUACUGCUUCACCUGCAAGAUGUUUCGGCCGCCACGGACCUCACACUGCAGUGUCUGUGACAACUGUGUGGAACGGUUUGACCAUCACUGUCCUUGGGUGGGCAACUGUGUGGGGAGACGGAACUACCGCUUCUUCUACGCGUUUAUUCUCUCCCUCUCGUUCCUGACGGCCUUCAUCUUCGCCUGUGUGGUCACCCACCUGACGCUGCGCUCUCAGGGAAGCAACUUUCUCUCCACUCUGAAGGAGACACCAGCAAGUGUGCUGGAGUUGGUGAUCUGCUUCUUCUCCAUCUGGUCCAUCCUGGGCCUCUCAGGGUUUCAUACUUACCUCGUCGCCUCCAACCUGACAACUAACGAAGACAUCAAAGGCUCGUGGUCCAGCAAGAGGGGCGGUGAGGCCUCCAUCAAUCCCUACAGCCAUAAAAGUGUUAUCACCAACUGCUGUGCUGUGCUCUGCGGCCCCCUACCUCCCAGCCUGAUUGACCGAAGGGGAUUUGUGCAGUCUGACACCGUGUUGCCCUCGCCUGUCAGAAGCGAUGAGCCAGCCUGCGGAGCCAAGCCCGACGCCAGCAUGGUAGGAGGCCACCCCUGAACUGGGCUCAGUACUUGCCACCUGCUGGCCUGUCCACCCCUCUGCACUCACCUGCCGCCCUCCACACCUGCCGGGAUCCUCCCCAUUCCACCCACGGGAAGCAGAGCCGCCAAAGACUCUUUCGUAUUUAUUUCCCACCCUGCGUGGCUUUCCCCACACCUCCAUGGCUGUACCCUCUGCUCCCCAAACCCAAGUUCCCACAGCCUUGGGCCCUAGAUCCCCCC